Messenger RNA from Seminavis robusta, 1890 nucleotides. NCBI's taxonomy places the organism in Eukaryota, Bacillariophyta, Bacillariophyceae, Naviculales, Naviculaceae. The record is from the annotation of a GenBank genome assembly.
AUGUCCCACUACGACUUGUAUCGAGCACAACAACAACAGCAAAAGUCCAAACAACACCUACAAGACUACAGUUAUUCGUCCAGUCGGCUGCUACGGCAACAGCACUCUUCGUAUCUCCCACGGAACAGCCGACGUGAUGUCUUUUCGGAUCAAUGUGUCGACGACGACACACUGGGAUUUUCAUCAUUUGCCAGAGCCAAUACAGAUGAGCCGAAGGAAGACACGAAACAGGAGGAUACUAGUAUCCAUCAGGAACAAUUGGGCGGUAUUACGCAUCAUUCGGAAAACAUUGUGGGGACCUGGGACAACAUGAGUACGUUUAGUGGGAACGAGGAGAGUCAAACAGACCUUUCCUUUGCCGAUGCCGAGACACUCAAGGCAUCCAGUUGUCACAGUUCGUCCAUUCAAACCUCAUCUAUAUACAUUGAAGACAGUGAACCCAGAAUUCAUCCAAGGGACAAUCAUCUUCUGUCACCCGAACCAGGACAGCCUAGACCACCUUUAUUACGAGUAGAGUCCAACGAUGGUUCCAGUCACAAUAGUACCAGCAGUGGACUGGAUUCCUUUUGUGAUGAUGACGUUGAAUCUGGACCCAUCAUAACUCCGGAAACCACUGGCAGCAACAAUAAACCGCCAAAUUCAAAGAAGCUGAUCCUGCUGGCAGGCAUGGCACUGUGUUUGCUCCUCAUGGUUGUGGCGGGAACGAUUACUUGGUGGGUCUUGGGAUCGAGAAAAGAAAAAGAAUUGGCUUUGAGCCGGGAACGACCCACUGGAAUGCCCUCUCCUAUGCCAUCCUCAGCACCAACGACAGUAGUGCCCAAUACUCCUCCUCCCGCCACAGGUCCAAUAAUAACUACCACCCCAGAAGAUGCUAUUCUCGCUCAUCAUCAGCAGUGGGCCAGCCAAUUUCUGUCCAAUUGGACGCUCCAAAUGAUUCAACAAUCUUCAUCCCCACAGGCACAAGCAUUCGAGUGGAUCCAGAAUGAUCCGUAUUUCAAUUCCUCCACCAUUUCCCUCAACAUUACGUCCGCAGAGGUCACCACCAAACAACUCGAUCGAUUCGCCUUGGCCACCUUGUUUUACGCCAUUGGUCAUACUUGGCAGGGAUGGCUGUCCGACGAGGACGAAUGUCAGUGGCCGUUUUACUCGUGUGCUCCUACUAGUACUGCUCCUCCGACCGGGAGACGACGACUCAGAGCACCAUCGGGAACUACGUUGGAAAUACGAAAUGCCCGUGCCACGGGCAUACUUCCCGCCGAAGUGUCUCUAAUGACUUCGUUGCAGGUCUUGGCCAUUCAUGACGAUCCCAUAUCCAACAAUGACACAUUUCCGGGGUUGCAUGGCCGACUGCCAUCGGAAGUCGGAUUGCUCACGGACCUGCGAGUGCUGGAUCUACAUGGUCAUACUCUGGUUGGAUUCAUCCCUUCCGAACUAGGCCAGCUCACCAACUUGGUCGAGCUGUAUUUACACAACAAUUCGUUCCAAAUUGGAGCUGUCGUGCCAACAGAAUUGUGCGAUUUGCCGUCUCUGCACACCAUCACGGUGGACUGCACUGCGGUUGUGUGCCAUUGCGGAUGUACAUGUCCCACGGGAGGGACAUCCUUGGAGACAACACACCACAACAUUUUUGAUCAUGACAACAACGGUACAGCCGCCCCAUCACCCGUCACGAAUCCACCGUUGGCAACCACGCCUUCUCCCACUACAAUCAUGCCCGGCGUCUCCAAUGUACCGCUGCCAACACCCGAACCGACGUAUACCAUCAUGACAAAUGUGCCCCAGCCAACCCCCAUGCCACUGACUAUGGAGUCUUGGAAUGAGACGGAUGGUACGUCACUCAUUGACGCCAACAACACCAACCACAGUAUUUCAGUUCCCAUUAUGCUUUAG